AUGUCCCAGGUAAGUACAACUCACCUUAAUGAACUCCAGACAAUGGAGGAGAUGUGCAUCAUCAUUGACAAGCAGGAUUGGGUCAUUGGAGGGGAAACCAAGGGGAGAUGCUGCCUAAUGGAAAACAUAGAGAAGGGUGAGCUGGAAGGUCCCAUGUGUUGGCAUCCUCUUAACAUAAAAAGACAGCUUUUGAUCCAGCAGGUAGUAGACACCAAGUACACUUUUCCUGGGCAUUUUACUGACUCAUGUUCUAGUAAUCCUCUAUACAAUCCUGAAGAACUGGAAGAGAACAAUGCCAUAGGAAUGAGGAGGAUGGCCCUGAGACACCUGCAGGCUGAGCUGGGCAUCCCCAGGAACAGGUACACAAUUUUCAUACAAGACAUAAUUUUUGUGUCCCAGAAGUACCACAAGUAUCAGUAGUAUGCCAUCUGGAGAGAACAUGAAGUUGGCUCUCUUCUGUUUGUGAGGAGAGACCACACAGUGAACCCAGACCCCACAGAAAUCAAAGGACACUGCUUCAUGAGCUUGGAGGAACUGGUGGAGCUCCUGGACACAGCCUGUGGUCAGGAGGUCACUCCAUGGUUCAGGACCAUUGUAGAAGACUUCCUGUUCCAUUGGUUGCCGUAUUUGGAGGACACCUCCCCAUUCAUGGAACCUAACAAAAUAUAUGGACUGUGA
Jaculus jaculus (lesser Egyptian jerboa) is the source of this 678-nucleotide messenger RNA. RefSeq names its product isopentenyl-diphosphate delta-isomerase 2. Gene Ontology annotation, molecular function: isopentenyl-diphosphate delta-isomerase activity. Gene Ontology annotation, biological process: isopentenyl diphosphate biosynthetic process; isoprenoid biosynthetic process. Lineage: Eukaryota; Metazoa; Chordata; Mammalia; Rodentia; Dipodidae. The record is from RefSeq and is a predicted model, not a curated record. Gene Ontology annotation, cellular component: cytoplasm.